AUGACUCGCUCCCUCCUGAUUGCCUUGUUACUAACCCUCCUUGCUUUCACAGCUGCCAGCAUCCACGCAAGAAGAACUCUCUCUGAAGGUGCCAUCGACACCAUUGUCAACACAUGGGUCAAUUCCGUCACUGACAGAGCUUCUUUCGAUGAAGAAUCAGAUGCAGCAAGCACACCAGGUCAAAUCGCUGCUUCCUUUUCCAACUCAAAAGUUGGUUCUUGUUAUUCUCAAGCUCAACGAAUGGGUAAUCCAUGUUACGAUUGCUCCUCAUUGGUGUAUUUGGCUUAUAAGAGCGCAGGUAAGAAUGUUCCAACCACUACUCGAGGAUAUCCUGGAGGUUUGAGAGAUGUGACUGGACAAGCUUUACAAACUGGUGAUAUCUUGUGGAGAAGUGGACAUGUUGGUAUUUAUGUGGGUGGAAAUCAAGUCGUGAAUGCUGAGAAUCCAAAGAGUGGUGUCAAGAAGAGAGAUUUGGGUUUUUAUACUAAAUAUUUGGGUUUCACUCGAGUGUAUCGUGUUUAA
Molecule: messenger RNA, 522 nt
Organism: Naegleria lovaniensis
Lineage: Eukaryota; Heterolobosea; Eutetramitea; Acrasida; Naegleriidae
Exons: 1
Coding region: 1-522 (173 amino acids)
Source: RefSeq, a predicted model, not a curated record